Glarea lozoyensis ATCC 20868 is the source of this 1014-nucleotide messenger RNA. Its product is annotated as WD40 repeat-like protein. The record is from RefSeq and is a predicted model, not a curated record. NCBI's taxonomy places the organism in Eukaryota, Fungi, Ascomycota, Leotiomycetes, Helotiales, Helotiaceae. Gene Ontology annotation, molecular function: protein binding. The transcript has 3 exons. The coding region runs from base 1 to 1014 and encodes 337 amino acids.
AUGUCUAAUAUACCCACAACAGUCAAUGCCUCCGGGAUUAGCAGCUGCAAAUUAUCCAGCAACACUAUUGCAACUAGUCUACAUGUCGACGCCGAAUUAAUAGCCGUCACUUUAAAUAAUGGCUCGAUUCAUUUAUUCCAACCAAAUGGCAAGCACAUAACAGAGCUUAAAGCUGAGAAGCCUGUAUGUCUAUGGUCACUUGCUGUGAAGGAUACGGUGCUUAUUGCAGGUGGCAUUGAUGGGAAUCUUCAAGUAUGGGAUUUAGCGAGGAGAAAGUUCGUUCGUUCAUUGAAAGGACACACCGACACAAUCCGCUCCAUCCACAUCCCAGAUCCUUUAUCUACCGCAAUUUCGGGCUCAAAAGACGGCAGAAUCAUCAUAUGGGAUCUGAAACUCGGAAAACAUACUGCUAUCUUGAAACAUGAAUCACAGGAUGCGAUUCGAACCAUUGCUCUGAAGCACGAUGCCGCCUUCGCUGGCACAUACGCCGGAAAACUCAUACGAUGGGAUUUAUCCACGCGUCAAUGUCGAAGCGUCCUAAACGCCCAUGACGGCGUUGUAUAUGCGAUUGUGGUUGGGGAUGAGGAGGUAUUUACUGCGGGUUCUGAUGGGUCUAUUGUGUCAUGGGAUUUGGAGACGAGUACCCAGAAUAAAAGAGUUAAUGCUCAUAACGGACCGAUAUCAAUACUUAGACCAACUGAUAGAGGUCUCAUUUCAACGGGCUUUAACGGUGUAAUCACGUCUUGGUCUCAUGAUUUAACUAAGCUGUGGAGUGUAAAAGCACACACAGGAUCGGUGACGUGUUUAUCGUUUAAUAGUCAAAUUGUUAUUACGGGUGGAGUUGAUGGAAAAGUUAAAGUCCUGGAUUUGAAGGAGGGUGAGAGCAGAGAUGAUGUGUUGGAGGGUGUUGAGUCUGUGUGGAAAGUUGCUGUUUUCGGUGAUAGGGUGAUGGUGGUUGGGCGGGAGGGAGGGGAUGCGACGGUUUGGACGGUUCCGCUUCGUAGUUUGAAGUAG